Molecule: messenger RNA, 1023 nt
Organism: Budorcas taxicolor (takin)
Lineage: Eukaryota; Metazoa; Chordata; Mammalia; Artiodactyla; Bovidae
Gene: DBX2
Product: developing brain homeobox 2
Exons: 4
Coding region: 1-1023 (340 amino acids)
Biological process (GO): regulation of transcription by RNA polymerase II
Molecular function (GO): DNA-binding transcription factor activity, RNA polymerase II-specific; DNA binding
Source: RefSeq, a predicted model, not a curated record
AUGCUCCCCAGCGCCGUGGCGGCCCACGCCGGCGCCUACUGGGACGUGGUGGCUUCCUCCUCGCUCCUGAACUUCCCCGCCGCGCCGGGCUUUGGCAACCUGGGCAAGAGUUUCCUGAUCGAGAACCUGCUGCGGGCUGGGGGCGCCCCGCCGCUCGGACUGCCACCGCCCCAGCACCACGGCUCUGCAGCGGCUCUCGGCGCGGGCGCGCAGGUCCGGCCCCUGCCGGCCAGCCCGGUUCCCCUCAAGUUGUGCCCGGCGGCAGAACCAGUCAGCCCCGGCGGGGCGCCCUACGGCACACGGUGGGCGUUUCAAGUGCUCAGCCCCUCGGCGGACGGCGCUCGGCUGCCGGGCCGGGCUCCGGGGGACCCGGACUGUGCCUUCCAGCCACCAGCCCCAGCGCCUUCCAAGCCUUUUUUUCUGAGCGCCCCGCCAUUCUACUCGGUGUGCUGCGGUGGGUCCUGUCGGCGCCCCGCAUCCCCCACUGCUUUUGCAAGAGAAGAGAGUGUACUGCCUCUUCUGACCCAAGAAUCUACUUCCAAAGCUCGGAGGGGAAUUUUAAGAAGAGCUGUCUUUUCUGAGGACCAGAGAAAGGCUCUGGAGAAAAUGUUUCAGAAGCAGAAAUAUAUCAGCAAAACAGACCGAAAGAAACUUGCCAUCAACUUGGGACUAAAAGAAUCACAGGUGAAAAUCUGGUUUCAGAACAGAAGGAUGAAAUGGCGGAAUUCCAAAGAAAAGGAAGUACUUUCCAACAGGUGUCUCCAAGAAGUAGUCCUUCAAGAGGACCCCCUCUCACGAUCGGCUCUAGGUUUCCCUUCUCCGUGUGCUUCACUCUGGGAAGUCUCCCAGCAGCACUCGAGUCCAGGAUGGAGGGAGAAUUCGCCUGAACCUUCAGAGAGACUAAUCCAGGGGAGUCCAGGGGCAGAGGCACUGCCCCCAGAUGCAAAGUCACUGCAAGGUGCCUUGUAUUUGUGUUCUGAAGAGGAUGCAAGAGACAAGAGUGUACUUACUGGCACAGUGUGA